Messenger RNA from Oncorhynchus keta (chum salmon), 902 nucleotides. Its product is annotated as ADP-ribosylation factor 4-like. Lineage: Eukaryota; Metazoa; Chordata; Actinopteri; Salmoniformes; Salmonidae. Gene Ontology annotation, cellular component: cytoplasm; plasma membrane. Gene Ontology annotation, molecular function: GTP binding; GTPase activity. The record is from RefSeq and is a predicted model, not a curated record. The coding region runs from base 294 to 839 and encodes 181 amino acids. Gene Ontology annotation, biological process: vesicle-mediated transport; intracellular protein transport. The transcript is spliced from 6 exons.
AUUCCGAGGCCAACAAAGUGAACGUGACGUGGCUGAAACGUGUAGAGAGGAAUCGUCGCAGUCAAUUGACUGUUGUACCUGUGUGACCAGGCUGAAAUGACAGUGCUCUGUGUUGGUGUCCCGUUACACAUGUGGCUGAGUAGACUAUAUAAGCAGCGCAAUGCAAACCAGUCGUAUAAAUCAGUGUGUGCUGCUGUCUACCCCUGCAGAAUUGUUUGAGGAGCGAGAUAGGCUGCUGCAGAUUUCAUUCCUUCGAAUUAUUUGAAAAAGCAAAACAUAUUUUUUUAGCAAUAAUGGGUGUUAUGGUUUCACAACUCUUCUCUCGUUUCUUCGAGAAAAAACAGAUGAGAAUUCUAAUGGUUGGGUUAGAUGCUGCAGGGAAGACCACUGUCCUGUACAAACUAAAACUUGGAGAAGUUGUCACCACUAUCCCCACUAUUGGGUUCAAUGUGGAGACGGUUGAGUACAAGAACAUCAGCUUCACGGUGUGGGAUGUAGGUGGUCAGCACGUCAUCAGACCUCUGUGGAAGCAUUACUACCAGAACACGCAGGGUCUUAUAUUUGUGGUAGACAGCAACGAUCCUGAGAGGAUAAAUGAUGCUACAGAGGAACUACAGAACAUGCUUGAAGAGGACCAAUUGAGAGAUGUAGUUCUGCUGGUGUUUGCCAACAAACAGGACCUUCCCAACGCCAUGUCUGUCAGUGACAUCACAAAUAAACUGGGACUGAGGAAACUUCAACUGAAUACUCCUUGGUUUGUCCAGGCUACCUGUGCGACCCAGGGUUCAGGCCUGUUGGAAGGACUGGACUGGUUGGCUGACCAGCUUUCCAAGCGCUAACUAGCUGAGUUGGCUCUGUAGCGAUGUUACCCCUAGGUACAGGUCUAGGAUCAGCUUCCCCUC